Messenger RNA from Syzygium oleosum, 1393 nucleotides. Its product is annotated as phosphoglycerate mutase-like protein 1. The record is from RefSeq and is a predicted model, not a curated record. NCBI's taxonomy places the organism in Eukaryota, Viridiplantae, Streptophyta, Magnoliopsida, Myrtales, Myrtaceae. Gene Ontology annotation, cellular component: cytoplasm. Bases 62 to 1150 code for a protein of 362 amino acids. Gene Ontology annotation, molecular function: phosphatase activity. The transcript is spliced from 10 exons.
CCAAUCACGUCCCAACGAAGGAACGGGCGACAGGAGUCGCUCGUUUCUCUCCGGUCGUUUGAUGUCUCCUCUGGCUGCUCCCUCGCCAAUCAUAUCCCUCCCAACUCCCCGCACCAUCACCUUUCGCAGCUCCACUUCAACCCCAUUCUUCUCUUCUUCUUCUCCUCCUUCUCCUCCUUCAGCAGCAGCAGCAGCAUCACCCGCUACUUCCGCCGCGCAAGGCCGCCGCCGCCGGCUCCUCCCGCCGUCUCUCUCGGUCCGCUGCUGCUCCUCGUCUCCUUCCGAAAUGGAGGGAGCUUCAGGACCUAGCUUGUUUCCUUUCCAUCGCUGCAAAACUCUUCACCUGGUGAGGCAUGGACAGGGGAUUCACAAUGUAGAAGGAGAUAAGAACUACAAAACCUACAUGAAUCCGGAUUAUUUUGAUGCACAUCUCACCCCAUUAGGUUGGCAGCAGGUUGAUAAUCUGAGGAAGCAUGUUCGGGCAUGUGGACUCUCCAAGAAGAUUGAUUUAGUCAUAACAUCUCCUUUGCUGAGGACUCUUCAAACAGCUGUUGGAGUAUUUGGUGGUGAAGGCUACACAGAUAGGUUGGAUAUACUACCACUAAUGGUUGCAAAUGCAGGAAAUAGUGAUCGUGGUGCUAUUUCAAGUCUAGACUCUCCACCAAUUGUAGCAGUAGAACUUUGCCGAGAACAUUUGGGUGUUCAUCCUUGCGAUAAGAGAAGAAGUAUUACUGAUUACCAGUUUCUUUUUCCAGGAGUUGAUUUCUCCCUGAUUCAGAGCGAUGAGGAUGUUUUGUGGAAGGCAGAUGUUAGAGAGACCAAAGAAGAACUUGCAGCUAGGGGAAUUAAAUUCCUCAACUGGUUGUGGACACGGAAAGAAAAGGAGAUAGCAAUUGUCACGCAUAGUGGUUUCUUGUGUCACACGUUAACUUCUUUCGGAGAAGAUUGUCACCCCUUGGUGAAAGGGGAAAUAUGUAGACACUUUGCAAACUGUGAACUGCGGUCAAUGGUUCUCGUGGACAAGAGUAAUGUUGGAUCCGAUCCCUCUGCCACAAAUUUUCCUGGAAAGAUUCCUCAUGGACCUGACCACCCUAGCGACAUUACAGAAAACAAUGUGGAAGGAAAGAGUUCCAAGAAUGAACAACCCUAACCCUGUCUGACACCUGAGAGAGAGAAAGAGAGAGAGAGAGAGAGAUCUCAACGAUUCUUCAGCAGCUGCAAGCUAGUGCAGAAAUUCUGUUGUUGUGGGUGAAUAUCAACUUGCAGAAGCUUGUGUUCCUCAGUCCCUGCAUCUGGGUAUGAAAACCCAUCCUUUAAUUCAUAAGCAAAUGGAUGUUCUGCAUUAUACGAUCUCUUGUUCUACUCUCAGUAAUUGCAAAUCCUUUUCGAUGCA